Funneliformis mosseae is the source of this 120-nucleotide messenger RNA. The record is from the annotation of a GenBank genome assembly. NCBI's taxonomy places the organism in Eukaryota, Fungi, Glomeromycota, Glomeromycetes, Glomerales, Glomeraceae.
AUGGUCGACACAAUCCUUCAAGAACCAUCUGGCUUUUCAAUUAGCACAACCAGAGAUGCCCAUGGUCCACAACGUGCUUUUAUUUUUAGAAUACUAGACCACGAACCGGACUUAUGGUAA